AUGGAAGACUAUUUGGAAGCGUUCUUCCUACUGAUGGGCAGCGUGUUUACUUUUGUAAGCAGUGACGUGCGCAACAAACUGGAUAUACUGUACAAUCUGCGACAGCAGGACAACGAAGAUAACAAACACUUCGAUAGUAUUAAAACUAUGCUGUUGUAUGAGAAAGAAGCCAGCCUGCUGCGACAGAAAGGCUACGUGUCGGGCAGUCGCACCUUAUUGCGUCUGCAUCGUGGCUUAGAGUUUGUGUACGAGUUUCUACACCGUCUGCAAGACGUGGCAGAUGAGGAAAAGGCGCACCAUAUCUGCAAAUCAGCUUACAAUGAUACCCUAGCCAAGCAACCCUUCCUUAUUCGAAAAGGUGCUCAAGUUGCAAUGUUUGCAAUACCCACGCGCGGUGAGCUCUUCAAGCGUGUCUGCAGCGAUGCGAAUGUCUCGAACGCCGUUCAAAGGCUGCCUAAUAUGUUACGGUAUAUGCAGGAUGUCUACAAUCGCACUGAUCAGCUUUAUACACUGGAGGAGCUCCAUAGCCUGCCUUAAAACUCUCAUAGGUCAUUAUAGAAAUUUUAACGUAUUGUCGAACCCAUUAGCCUGUCUGUCUUAUU
Molecule: messenger RNA, 602 nt
Organism: Drosophila hydei
Lineage: Eukaryota; Metazoa; Arthropoda; Insecta; Diptera; Drosophilidae
Product: ceramide-1-phosphate transfer protein-like
Biological process (GO): ceramide transport; intermembrane lipid transfer
Cellular component (GO): cytosol; cytoplasm; membrane
Molecular function (GO): ceramide 1-phosphate transfer activity; ceramide 1-phosphate binding
Source: RefSeq, a predicted model, not a curated record